Molecule: messenger RNA, 4896 nt
Organism: Urocitellus parryii (Arctic ground squirrel)
Lineage: Eukaryota; Metazoa; Chordata; Mammalia; Rodentia; Sciuridae
Source: RefSeq, a predicted model, not a curated record
GGSCCAGGCUGCACAUCUGAGCUGCUGCCCUGCAGGUGCUCCUGCUUCCCAGGGAACGAGCCCAGAUUCAGCUCUGCCGCAGGAGCAGCAGCGCUCUCAGUCCUCCAGGCUCAGGGGCAACCUGGAGAGCGCCUGCAGCAGGACCUCCCUGCCCUCUGGGAUGAGUAGAGAGAAGCUCUGCGCAGGAGACCCGGGAAGUGCAGCAGGCGAACCUGCAGGCCCCAGGGGAGUCCACUGUGGCCUGGCCCACCUCCCUCUGUGGCCUCAGGUACAGCAGAAAAAGUCGAGCCUUGUCCCCAGGUCUAAGGUGGGAAUGGCAAAAGGGUCUCCCCUUUUGGCUUUGUCCUGCGUGUGAACUGAGGGGUGCUGGGAGCUCUCCAUGGGACCUGUGGCCACUACCCAAAUGUAAGUGAAGUCCAGAAAGCCCUCUGAUGCCGUCUUAGUGUUGCCCAGGUCCUCAGGCACACACAGGCUGAGAGCUGUGGUGGACCCAGGGCCAGGGAAGUCACCCGGCAGGGGCUCCCAUCAAGGACAGCAGCAGGUGGCAGCUGAGUGAGUGGCCCUGCCCCCCUCGCUGGGGGUGGACCUGUGCUGGAAGGCCCUGCGGAAGCAGCCGACUGUCAAGACCUGAGGCGCAGCAGCACGGAACCUGGAGCCACAGGGGGCUUCUGCAAGUGGAGUCCAGACAGGGGGACAGAGGUGAGGCCGCCUGCCCACUGCCCAGAGGUGAGGCCGCCUGCCCACUGCCCAGAGGUGAGGCCGCCUGCCCACUGCCCAGAGCCAAGGUGGGGGACAGAGGUGAGGCCGCCUGCCCACUGCCCAGAGCCAAGGUGGGGGACAGAGGGGACAUCAGCAGAUGAUAUCCACAAAGAUGACUGCAGAGGAUUUUCUGUCAGGAGAACGGAGGUCUCCGGCCUCAGUCUGCCCCCUGGAACCUCCGAGGCAGUCUGCACCCUCUGGGAGUCCAGCCACUGUUGGGUGGCCCUGUUCCACGGAGAUGUGACCAGCCUGUGAGGUGGCUCUCCACCCCUGUGUCGCCAAGCUGAAGACUGACGCCCUCCAGAGCAAGGUGCCGGCAGACUCCAGACAGUGCGUCUCAGGGACAACUAGACCGUCACCCGUAAAGUGGAGAAUCAGAUGACCCUAAGUGUGGUGGUACUCAGAGGAGCACAUGGGCAGGCUGACUGCAAUGGAGCACAAGUAGGGUGUCCACUCACCAAGCCCAGCAGAGAGCAGGCUUCCCUGGGACUGCCACCUCCCGGUGCAGGCAGGGAGCCGCUGAACGGGUGCCCCAGCCUGUUAGAGGUGGGUACGGGGUGUUUCCUUUGAUGGCAGAGACUGAGGCCCAGAGAGGUUGAGACCUGCUGAGGUCACACAGCAAUGCAGGGCAGACAGGGUACGCAGAUAAAGGUAAAGGGCACACAGACUCUGGUUGGAGCCUGCUUGGAGCAGGGGAGCUGCUCCAACUGGCUCAGGAGAACACUCAGCCUCGGAGGACGACAGCAGCACGUGGCCAGAGCCUGCUGGGUGGCCCAGGGAGGUGGCCACGGAAAGGCCUGCCUCUCACCCAUUCCCCUUUCUUUAGAAGAGAGAGUUGCCAUGUUUGGGACCCACUUCUCAUUGAGGAGCAGAAGGACACAGUGGGGACAGUACAGUAGGAGACAGGAUUCCAGGCCUCCUCGGGACAGGGGACAGCCCCAGGUGGACACAGGCCUGUGCCCAUUGGCUGCAGGAACACUGCACCCCUCUCGGCACCUGGGCUCUGCUGCACUGGGGACAGAACAGAAGACCAUGUGGCUCCGUGGCCUCCUGCCCCACACCCCCAGGGGCCUGCAGGCUUCUCCGAGUGCUGCUAGUUACAGAGGGCAGCAGGUGGCCGGCUGCGCUGGGUGCAGGGAGCCAUGGUGUGCUCCAGCUUCAGCCCAGAGCGGAGGGGCCUGGCUCCAGGCAGCCUGCUCGCUCCCUGCUCACCGUCACCCUGUAAAAGCACCUGAUUGGCUGCCACAGGCUCACGGGGCCAGGCUCAGAGAGACCCCCGUGUGCCCACGUCAUGUGCCUGCCCUGGAGCUGGCCAGGAUCCUGACAUUCCCGCCGUGGGAUAGGCAUGUGCUGGGGACAGGCCCCCUGCGAGGACACAGGGACCCAGAUGAGCACGGACAUCCCAGAUGCACUGCACAGAGCUCUGAGCGGGAAGGUGCCCUCCAGAGCCUUCAGGACCUGCAGCCUCAGUGCCCAGAGCUGGGGCCCCACUGGGCAUCCUCUGGGACAGGACCUGAUCCCAGGCACCCAAACCAGAACCACAGCUUUGGAGCCAGUCUGGCCGUCCAGGGACAGCGAUCAGUGGCCCCUGAAGGCAGCUCCAGGGUUGAUUUGGGACUGUCUGGGAGGCCUGGGAGCCCACAGGGACCAGAGCUGAACCCUUCGUCCUCUCAGGACAGUGCCACCCCAGGCUGAGUGAGCUCUGCCUUGGAGACAUUUAUCAUGGCGGAUGGCACCGAGCCCAGGCAGGAGGUGUGUGGGCCUGGUGCCUGGGGGCUCGGCCCCUGCUGCGGCUGGGGUCUUACUGCAGGUUAGAAGAAGGGUAGGUCUGGAGCUGAGUGAGGUCUUCCAGGACUGAGCCCAAGUACAGCUGAGCCUUGGAGGGGCGGGGCAGGGCAGGGGAGCCCACCGCCCAGAAGGGGCAAGACGCAGCUGGACCCCCGCGGGGUAGAAGCUGGCUGUACCACUCCCGUGAGACCCUUCAAACAAGGCUGCUGGCCACAGGAAAGGCAGAGGUCUCUAGCCACUGCCACUGGCCACCACCUAGAAGGUGCUCUGUGAGAACCACCGCUCCAGACCAGGCCCCACCCGGCCACUGUCCCGCACUGGCACGGCUGGGCUCAGAAGGGCACUAAGGGGCAGAGCCAGCCUGGCCUGCUCAGGAGCCACUGCCCAGAUGUGGCCAUGGCCACAGUCCACCCUUGCUGCUGCUGCACUGGCACCCGCUGUGACGAUCAGACACUGAACUGACCAGAGCUGAAUGAGCCAUCUCAGGGCUCAGUCGAACCUGAAGUCUACCCCACGGCACCUGAGCCAACCCUGCCCGGGCUCACCUCUGUUCCCACCUCAGGGAGACAGGGAAACUGACCAUUGCAGAAUAGAUACAUGGUCCCAGGUCCCAAACCACAAGGCAGGACUUGAAUAAAGCCACUGGGCCAAGGUCACAGGUCCAGCCUCUCCAGGCCUGGGUGCGUCCCUCAAGGACCAUGAGGGCUGCAAGGAGCCCUCUGAGCUGGCGCCUGCCUCUGGUUUCUGUAUGAAGUGGGGCUUCCCAGGCCACUGGCCAUACUGGUUACAGCACAGAUAUUCACACUGGUCUCCCCUGGUCUCAGAAAGCUGCAGAUCCCAGGGUCCUGCUCCUGGUGGCGGCAAGCAAGGUGUCCAGGUAGAGGGGCACAGCCACCCCUUCCACAGAAGGCUCUAUUCCAAGGCCACCCCUCAGCCACAGUGACACAUGCCACUGAGGAGGACGCAGAUAUGCCUGGGAGCUGCCCCAUCCUCCAUGGGCCUCACACAGGUGCUGGGCCUCAGCAGCUCAGGUAGGUGGGGGACGUUCCCGAACACGGCCUGCCCCAGUGGGCCAGAGACCAGCUGACCAAGGCUCCCUGCAGGCCUGGUCACCUGUCUGUGGCCCAGGCUCUCCGCCUUGCUCUCCUUGACCAUGCAUCUUCAUGACACCCAAGCGCCACACAGAGACACUGCUCUGCCCUCUGGGUCUGGGUCUGCCAACUCUUCCAGUGAGAGGCCGGACAGCACCAUCUGAACCACUCAGCUCUGCCUUUGCAGCUCAGCAGCGGCAGAGACACCCUGAAGCCCCUAAGCAUGGCCAUGUACUAAUUAAGCUUUGUCCCCCAGAUCGGCAGUCAGUUGACUGGGCUCUGAGUCUCUCCUGGGCUGACCCUGCGUGUCCAGUGAGGUUGGUCUUCCCUGAGGCCCUGCAAUCUCGCAUCUGAGUGACCUUCCUUCUUGCUGUUCCGAGGGUGUAUGGCCAGCACCCUCCGCUCCCGGCCCCUGGGCAGCCUCACCUCUGGCCCCCGCCUGCCUCACAGAAGGCCAGGCACCUUCUGAGCCUGCGGGGGCCCCAGAUACAGCCAGGGAAGGCCCUGGCCCCUGCCACCAACGACCUCAGGCUGGAGACAGCCCCUGCCACGCAUCACCAGGCUGCAUCACUGCCAGGAGCCCAGGGCCCCCCGAGUUCACUGUGACAGAAAACCUCGCAAAGAGAAAGUCCCCCAGGAGAUGAGCACUGGCACCGGACCUGACGAUGAGUUUGGUCCCCAGUGGGUCAGCCACACAGCUCUGCUCCUCCUCGGCGCCCAGCCCAGGGCACCUCUCUGCCCUCAGAGCAGCCUCCGUGUGGCCAGGUGGAGCAGAGGCCACCUGUGCCCAGCUCUGGGAAGGCUGAAAAAGGAAGGGCUGGGAGGCCUGUGGCCCUUCCUGUGGCCUCUGCCUACGCCUUCAACUUCUUCAGGACCCAGUCCUUGGCUAGUCCUCUCCAGGGCAAGCCCGCAAGGCAGGUGGAAAUCACUGGGCAGUGGCUUCCCUGCACUGUGCCAGCGCAGCUUUCUUCCUGAUCUGCCAAUGGGCAUCAGGCACUGCCCUUUGGUUCUGUGAGCGUCUCAGCAGGACUGCUGGUGGAGAAGUCUGGCCCUGGGCAGCCUCCCUGCGCCCCUUCAUCUGAGGAUCCCCCCUUCUUGCAGAGGCUGGGAGCUCUGCUCGGCUUUGCCUGGCAAACCCACCACCUCUGCCUGCCUUCUCCUUUGUACUUCGUCGUGUUCACACCCCAGCUCCUUCCGCCACCUCCUACCAACCCUCUAAGCCCUGGGGCCCGGGGGGCCUGGCACAUCUGCCUCUGAA